Molecule: messenger RNA, 3035 nt
Organism: Pistacia vera
Lineage: Eukaryota; Viridiplantae; Streptophyta; Magnoliopsida; Sapindales; Anacardiaceae
Product: respiratory burst oxidase homolog protein B
Exons: 12
Coding region: 166-2856 (896 amino acids)
Cellular component (GO): plasma membrane
Molecular function (GO): calcium ion binding; NAD(P)H oxidase H2O2-forming activity; peroxidase activity
Source: RefSeq, a predicted model, not a curated record
CAAUACCUCAGCUCAACCUUUCUUGCAAAACUUUCCCACCUUUCUGCCGAUUUUUUUCCUUUUCUUACAUAAGUUUUUUCAAUUGUAAUCAUCUUUAUAACCAUACCUCCUGGACGAGCCAAUAAGCUGAAGAAAUCCUGAGAAGAUAUUCAGAGAAAGUUGAAAAUGGAAAUCCAGGAGAGUCAUCAGAGCUGGCACGAAUCGUGGUCGGAGACAGACAGCAAUCCUGGAAGCAAUAGAGUCGGAUACAGUGGACCUCUGAGCGGUCCGAUUACAUCCAAUAGCAAGAAGAACAGCAGCAAGAGGAACAGCGCUAGGUUCAAAGACGACGAACGAUAUGUGGAGAUCACCCUGGACAUCCACGACGACUCAGUUUCGGUGCAGAACAUACGGGGAGGAGGCUCGGAUACGGCGUAUUUGGCGAGUAGAUUAGAGAGGAAGGCAUCUUCUUCUUCGCUGGGAUCGCAACUCUCAUUUAAACUGAGGCAAGUUUCGCGAGAGCUGAAGAGAAUGACUUCUUCCAAGACGUUCAACAAGGUUGACAGGUCAAAAUCUGGAGCUGCUCGUGCCCUGAAAGGGCUCCAGUUUAUGAGUAGUAACAAAAAUAUCGGAAGUGAAGGGUGGUCACAAGUUGAAUUGCGGUUUGAUGAAUUGGCUGUUAAUGGGAUGUUACCUAAAUCAAGCUUUGGUCAAUGCAUAGGAAUGAAUGAAUCAAAGGAAUUUGCUAGCGAAUUGUUUGAUGCAUUGGCUCGUAGGAGAGGAAUAAAUUCAGAUUCAAUUACAAAGGCUCAACUGCAAGGAUUUUGGGAACAAAUUACUGAUCAGAGCUUUGAUGCGAGACUGCAAACCUUCUUUGACAUGGUGGACAAAAAUUUAGAUGGCAGAAUCACUGAAAAGGAAGUGAAAGAGAUUAUUCUUCUUAGUGCAUCUGCAAAUAAGCUGUCAAAAAUCCAAGAAAGUGCAGAGGAAUAUGCAGCUUUAAUCAUGGAAGAGCUUGACCCAGACAAUCUUGGAUAUGUUGAGUUGUACAACUUGGAAAUGCUGCUACUGCAAGCCCCAAAUCAAUCAACUAACCUGAUAACCGAUAGUCGGAUGUUGAGCCAGAUGCUAAGUGAAAGAUUGGUGCCAACCAAAGACAGAAAUGUGAUCAAGAAAUGGUACAGGGGGCUAGCCUACUUUGUUGAGGACAAUUGGAAGAGGAUUUGGGUCAUGGCACUAUGGCUUUCUAUCUGUGCAGGCCUUUUCACCUGGAAAUUCAUUCAGUAUAAAAAUCGUGCCGUGUUCGAUGUAAUGGGGUACUGUGUUACCACAGCUAAGGGUGCAGCUGAGACACUCAAAUUCAACAUGGCACUAAUUCUUCUCCCAGUUUGUAGAAAUACCAUUACUUUGCUUAGAAGUAAAACCAAGCUUGGAGCUGUUGUUCCCUUUGAUGACAACAUCAAUUUUCACAAGGUGGUUGCUUUUGGGAUUGCUAUUGGAGUUGGACUACAUGGAAUUGCACAUCUUACAUGUGAUUUUCCAAGGCUGCUACAUACAACCGAUGAUGAGUAUGAGCCAAUGGAGCAAUUCUUUGGCGAAGAUCGCCCGGAAAACUACUGGUGGUUUGUGAAAGGGACUGAGGGUUGGACUGGUGUGGUGAUGGUGGUGCUCAUGGCCAUUGCCUACAUAUUAGCACAACCAUGGUUUCGCCGCAACAGGCUAAAGCGCCCAAAAUUCCUGAAGAAACUCACCGGUUUCAACGCCUUCUGGUACUCACACCACCUGUUUGUUAUUGUGUAUGUUUUGUUCGUCAUUCACGGAUACUAUCUCUUCCUCUCCAAGAAAUGGUACAAGAAAACGACCUGGAUGUAUCUGGCCGUCCCGGUUCUAUUAUACGCAUGUGAACGCUUGACUCGCGCAUUCAGGUCGGGCUAUAAAUCUGUGAAGAUUCUUAAGGUUGCAGUGUACCCUGGAAAUGUUCUGGCCCUGCACAUGUCAAAGCCUCAAGGAUUCAAAUACACUAGUGGGCAAUAUAUAUUUGUAAAUUGUGCAGAUGUGUCCCCAUUUCAAUGGCACCCCUUCUCCAUUACUUCAGCUCCUGGGGAUGAUUAUCUGAGCAUCCAUAUUAGGACUUUGGGUGACUGGACAUCACAACUCAAAACCCUCUUCUCUAAGGUAUGUCAGCCUCCAUCAAUGAAUCAAAGUGGCCUUCUAAGAGCAGACGUCGGGGACAGCGAAAACAAGCCCAGGUUGCCAAAACUCUUGAUUGAUGGCGCAUAUGGAGCUCCUGCACAAGACUACAAGGAAUAUGAUGUGCUCCUCUUGGUUGGCCUUGGCAUAGGAGCCACCCCAUUGAUCAGCAUUGUAAAAGAUGUUCUUAACAACAUUAGGCAACAGAAAGAAUUGGAAGAAGGAAUAGUAGAGGGUGGACAAGCCAAAAACAAUAAGAAAAAGCCUUUCGCAACCAAACGUGCUUAUUUCUAUUGGGUCACUCGCGAGCAAGGCUCGUUUGAGUGGUUUAGGGGUGUCAUGAACGAGGUUGCAGAUUACGAUCUAGACGGAAUCAUCGAGCUUCAUAACUAUUGCACUAGUGUCUACGAAGAAGGAGAUGCAAGAUCAGCUCUAAUCACCAUGCUUCAAUCUCUCAACCAUGCUAAAAAUGGUCUUGACAUCGUGUCAGGUACCCAAGUUAAAACACAUUUCGCUAGACCUAACUGGCGUACCGUUUUCAAGCACGUUGCCAUGAAGCACACCGACGAAAGAGUUGGGGUGUUUUACUGUGGAGCUCCAGGACUGACUGGAGAAUUAAGGCGGCUAGCUCAAGACUUUUCUAGGAAAACUACAACCAAAUUUGAUUUUCAUAAAGAGAACUUUUGAAUUUGUCUUUAGUGCUUUUACUCUUUCUUUAUCUUUUAUUUUAAAUUUAAUUCUUUUUGUAAAUGUAAUAUAAGUUUAAUUUAUGUGAUGUUCCUUCUACAGCAUACAUAAAUGUAAUCUUUAUAAUAGUUUUUGUGGACUCUACUUUAGUUAAAAAUGUAAUGUUUCUUGUACUACUU